AUGACCAGGCAAAUCACAGUUAUUGGCGCCACAGGCAUCCAAGGGGGGUCUGUCAUUAGAGCCCUGUUGAAAGACACCACCUACUCGCUGACAGCCAUCACACGAAAUAAAUCAAGCGACAUGGCGAAAAAACUUGCCUCAGAUGGCGUUCGUAUCAUUGAGGCUGAUCUCGAUGAUGUCGCCUCCCUCCAGGUUGCGUUUGCUGGCACGUCCAUCAUUUUUGCCUCCACCAAUUUCUUUGAGCUGUUCGUCAAGCGCGGUAACGAAGAAGCCAUCGAAAUUGAGACAAGACAAGGCAUCAACAUUGCCAAAGCUGCAGCUGCGACACCAACCCUAGAGCACUUUGUCUGGUCGACUCUUCCCGAUGCUGGCCGCAUCAGCGGUGGCCAGUUUGCUGUCCCUCAUUUCGUGAGCAAGAACAGGGUCAACGACUUUAUUAAAGCGGACUCGGCGCUCCUCCAACUGACGACAUUCCUCUGGGUCUCCACUUACGCUUCAAAUAUGAACUACCCAUUCUAUCAACCGUUUCCGAUUCCAACAGCCGGGAAACCCCGGUACAUCCAGAUCCAACCAACUCCAGCAUCUGUGCAAUUCCCGCUUGUUGGCGAUGCAACUGUAAAUAUUGGACUCUUCGUGCGUGCAAUCAUCGAGCAACCUGGCAAGACUCUUGGCGGCAAAUUUGUCUACGGCGUCACCGACAUUAUGACGGCUGGAGAGAUGCUUGCGACGUGGGCAUCGGCACAUGGCGUUGAAGCAGAGUACGUGCAGGUAGACAAAGAGACAUAUUAUAACCUGUGGCCGCAAUGGGGUAGAGCGAUGGUCAAGAUGCAUGAGUACCUUGAGUGGGCUAAGGAGAGUAGUUUCUCAGGCGAAGACGUUGUCCUCUCCAAGGAAGACCUUGGCAUUAUUGGGCUUAGGGACACGCGAACUGCGUUUGCUAAGAUGAAUUAA
Molecule: messenger RNA, 951 nt
Organism: Trichoderma asperellum CBS 433.97
Lineage: Eukaryota; Fungi; Ascomycota; Sordariomycetes; Hypocreales; Hypocreaceae
Cellular component (GO): nucleus
Source: RefSeq, a predicted model, not a curated record